CAGACACAGAGAGCACUGUAGUUUACAGUCCGGUCUUCUAGCCCUAGCAAAGACCGUUUCUUGGAGCUAGGUGCGAGCAUGAAACUACUUGUCCAUUUACUCAAGAGAUACAUCUACAGCGGCAGACUGACGUUAUCGUUGGGUUGUAACGGACAACGACUGACCUUGGCCACAAUGCCUAAAAGCAACACGUUACCACUGCCUGAAAAGACACUGAUUGGCAUCUGUCAGAUGACUAGCACAGCUGACAAAAAAGCCAACCUUGCAACAUGCACAUCCCUGGUAGAAUCUGCAGCAAAGAAAGGUGCACAGAUGGUUUAUCUGCCCGAAUGCUCAGAUUAUCUUUGCGAGGCCAAGAGUGACACUAUAAGUCAAGCUGAAUCAUUAGAUGGAGACACUGUCGCUCACUUUAUGAAUCUGGCCAAAGAACACAAUGUUUGGUUGUCUGUGGGAGGCAUUCAUGAAAAGGGAUCAUCGGCUGAUGCAGAUAGGGUCUACAUCACUCACCUCAUCAUCAAUAGCAGCGGCCAUGUUGUCUCUGUCUAUCGCAAGCUGCACCUGUUCAGUGUGGACAUCAAGGGAGGUGUUAGACUACGAGAAUCUGACGUUGCUAUCCCCGGAAAGGACAUCCUGCUCCCUGUUCAAACUCCCGUCGGAAAAGUCGGCAUGGCAAUUUGCUAUGAUCUUCGCUUCCCAGAGAUGUCGCUCAUCCUGAGGAGCAUGGGUGCAGAUGUUUUAACAUAUCCCUCUGCAUUCACUCUGACGACAGGCAUGGCACACUGGGAGGUGCUACUGCGUGCGCGAGCAAUAGAAACACAGUGCUACGUCGUGGCGGCAGCGCAGAUGGGCAGACAUGGCAAGAAAAGAGCCAGCUACGGCCAUGCCAUGGUGGUGGAUCCAUGGGGCUGUGUGGUCAGCUGCUGUCAUGAGGGCACGGGCAUAGCCAUCGCAGAAAUCGACCAGGGUUACAUUCGGCAGGUGCGCGAGAUGAUUCCGGUGAUGGAGCACAGACGCACCGACCUGUACGGGGUGCUGACUGCCAACAGCAGUCCAGAUGGAGACAGGGAAGUGUACAUGUUUGGCACUCAUCCGAUCAACGCCUCACACGUGUUCUACAGAAGCACACACAGCUUUGCCUUCGUCAACAGAAAACCUGUCGUGCCAGGACAUGUGUUGGUGGCACCACUGAGGGCGGCAGAGAAGUUUCGGGACCUGACGUCAGCGGAAGUGUGCGACAUGUUUAGCGCUGCACAAACAAUAGAACGGCAACUCUCCAACCACCACUCCGCGACGUCGGCUACGAUUGCAGUGCAGGAUGGCGCAGAUGCGGGACAGACGGUGAAUCACGUGCACGUGCACAUCCUGCCACGCAAGCCGGGCGACUUCCAACACAACGAUGACAUCUACGAGAAGUUGGAAAAUCAUGAUAAAAGAGAGAAUCAGGAACAUCGAUGGAGAACAGACAGUGACAUGGCAGCAGAAGCGAGUGUGUUGCGUGACCUGUUUGCCUGUAAAGCUUCUACAUAACACAGUUGCUCACAGUUCUUAGGCAAUGCCUUCAUAUGGGUAACAUCCCGGUUGGCCUACUCCCAUUUCGUCUACUCUGAGAAUGGGUAAUAUUCCCAUUUCGUCUACUCUCAGAAUGGGUAAUAUUCCCAUUUCGCCUACUCUGAGAAUGGGUAAUAGUACCAUUUCGUCGUAGUAAUGAUAUUACAAUAAAUACCAGGAGAAAUUAGUGUGGAUGCCACUCCGUCUAGUCUAUGUAUGCUAAUCAAAACCAUAUAUAUGACAUGCGAAGAGUAAGUGUCGG
Priapulus caudatus is the source of this 1810-nucleotide messenger RNA. RefSeq names its product nitrilase homolog 1-like. Lineage: Eukaryota; Metazoa; Priapulida; Priapulimorpha; Priapulimorphida; Priapulidae. Bases 79 to 1527 code for a protein of 482 amino acids. The transcript is spliced from 11 exons. The record is from RefSeq and is a predicted model, not a curated record. Gene Ontology annotation, molecular function: hydrolase activity, acting on carbon-nitrogen (but not peptide) bonds, in linear amides.